This is a messenger RNA of Serpula lacrymans var. lacrymans S7.9, 1781 nucleotides long. RefSeq lists its product as uncharacterized. The transcript has 3 exons. The record is from RefSeq and is a predicted model, not a curated record. Lineage: Eukaryota; Fungi; Basidiomycota; Agaricomycetes; Boletales; Serpulaceae. Bases 85 to 1560 code for a protein of 491 amino acids.
GAAGCGACCUGCAUCCUCUUAUAGCGUCACAGCCUCAGCUCCUGUUUCAUUCCCAGCCUCUGUUGUUCUCCACCCAGACCAACCAUGAACUUCGCAUCAUACCUCACAGACCUUCCUGAAGACCUUCCUCCAGUUCUAGUUGAUGGACUCACGCUAUGGGAAGAGAGAACAAGCGUCUCUCGUGGUCUAUUGUUACAAAAUCCAGGUGUCUGCUCGCAGUCGGAAAUCAACUAUCCUCACUUCGAUAUAUCCGACAAUGAUUAUCCAGACGAAGAGCUCGCGUUUCAAACUUACAUCGACGUAACUCAGUCAGACAAUACUCAAUCAUUCUCAGAAAUUCCACAAUUGCGGCUCAUACCUCCCAUAUUUUCACCCACUUCAUCGGCUUCACCUUUCCUACCAGAACUGUCCCCAGACUCAUCACCACUGAGUGUGGCGUCUUCUAGUGUACCGAUCACACCCGAAUUUGGCGUGUGUAUGACAGAUAUUGAGCUUUCCCCGAGCAGAGCAAGCGACCAUUCAAGAUUUUACCACCAGGAGGAUGAUUACUCGUAUCUUUCAGAUGACGAUCAUAUCCCUCUACUCGAAGAUGUUAUCAGCAAGCAGAUCGCUGAAGGUGAAAAGCCUUUCAAUGCGUACACACCUUUACCAGAAAGUCCCAUCCUACGGCACAGCGAGUCAGUAUUGUCACCCUCGAGUUCUUCCACUCAUCCAGCCUCGUCGAAAAGCACAUGUGACACAGUGUUCCCGUCUCAGAUCGCACCACUUUCAUUAUAUGUGGAUGAAGUUUCUCCAUCACCAACUUCUGUUCCUGUAACGGAGUCCCGGAAUAACAGAGAACUUAUUUCAUCUCCCGCAUCUACGGGCGUGCCUAGACACUCCUCAGCAGCUUCGUCAUCGUCCAUACAGCACUCGAAACGACCUCUUUCCCAUGCCUCUAAAUCAAGCUCACCCGGUACGUCAAGGUCCGCCGAAAUGGCGAACAGCCGUCGCGGAACAUCACUUCGUUCCUUCAAUCGUACCACAAUCAAAUCUGAAUCCGUCGACCGUGACACACAGUCAGCUCAUGUUCCUAAAAAACGUCGUCGCGAGCUGUCACCUGUUUUGCGUGUAGCGUCGCCCGUGCCUUCCAAAGACGACAGCGAGACAUACUUGGGACAGCUUGUUGAUAGCGAUGACGAUGAGACUGAUGAUGAAUACGUGCCAAGUCGUUCAACCCGACCACGUCAACCAAAGCGACGGCGAACCAGUACUUCGUCUGUCACCUCUAGGACUGGAAAGAGUAAGCCGAAUAGAGAUUUGAAAAGAAACUCCAAUCGACUUACGGAAGCGACGAGCUCCGAGUCGGCUGGUGCAAAGCAACCCAAGUGUCGAUUUUGUGGGAAGACUUCGUUCACGCGCGAGCACGAUGCUCGGCGACACGAAGAACUAUCCUGUUCAGCAAAUCCUGCCCGGAAGGCUGUUAAUUGUGAAUGCAACAUCUGUGGCAAGGUGCUGUCGCGACCCGAUGCUCUCAUAAGGCAUGCCAUCAAGCACGAGAAGAAGAGUCUCUUGCGAUGACAAGUAUGUGUUUGUUGGGUUUACCUUUGUGUCUUGCAUCGAUGAGAUUUUUCCUCCACCACAAAUGUCGUUGCAUCUCGAUCUUGUAGCCGCCUAUGAUGAUCCUUGUCCGCAGCCCUGAAUAUACCCUUUUCCUUGCGCGAUGAACGAUUGCUUGUGAUAAAAUGAUUCGAAGAGCCUUUUACUAGUAAAACUUCUAGUGGUUUACAAAGUCCUUGGGU